Aspergillus neoniger CBS 115656 is the source of this 2272-nucleotide messenger RNA. RefSeq names its product WD repeat protein. Gene Ontology annotation, cellular component: nucleus. The transcript has 4 exons. The coding region runs from base 264 to 2144 and encodes 626 amino acids. Lineage: Eukaryota; Fungi; Ascomycota; Eurotiomycetes; Eurotiales; Aspergillaceae. The record is from RefSeq and is a predicted model, not a curated record. Gene Ontology annotation, molecular function: protein binding.
CUUCCCCUCGUUCGAGCUCGAGGAUGUCUCUCUGACUCCUUAAUCAUCUUUUCCCCGUGAUAUGAUCCAGAUCGAGCACAUCCCUGGUGCAGUCGGAGCUCCUAGCGCCAAUCCCCUCUCCUCCGGAUAGUCCUCGUACCCUCGUUAUCGCCCUACGUCUUCGACCCCCGAACUCAAUCCGAGAAUCUCAUUGAGCUCCAACUGCUGUGCGGUGGGCUGCGCCUUUCAUUCUUGAGGUCUCGGGUUGUUCGGCCAUCGCUGUCAUGUCGAAUCCUACGCAGCCUUACGACGCUCGGCGGGCGACAAGCUACGGUCGACCUGAGGAGCUCCAUAUUCCAUCGACGGGCCCCAAUCUGCAGCGACAAUCGAUGUCUCACGAAUACCCCGCCGGUCAAGACAACCAUGUCCCUUCCAUCAAUGUUCACCCAUUGGGGUCGCAACCGGGUCAGUAUGGUGGUGGUGGAAGCAGCGGCGCGAGCGGAGUACUUCCGGGAGCGCUUCAGCCGGGUAACGUCAACCGUCCUCCUGCAGUAUCAGUCAACACUGCACCUUCGGCGCUACCAACACUACCUGAAUUGAAUACACCAAUGCAGCCAACAUCACAAUCAGGACAACAGCCCCCGUCGGCGCAACAACAACAACAACCGCCCCAGCAGCAGCAGCAGCCAAAUGCCCGCGCCAGUAUGGUCAACUCUCAUGGGCAUUCUAGAUCCAGCCCAGCGGGGUUUGAGCAGCCAAAAUACAGACAGCCAGGCUCUUCUCCUGGCUCUGCAUACCCUCCCCAUACUCCUCAGGGAGCAAAAUACUCACCGUUGGGUCUAGCCGACAUCCGACCGACAGGGGACCUUUUAGGUGACCCAAUCACCAGCUCCGGUAUGGCGCCGUUCAACGGGGAUAAUCCGGUACCUACCAAUAGCAAUUACAUCGCUCCUUGGCCUAUAUAUUCCAUGGAUUGGUGCAAAUGGCCUAUCACGGGGAGCUCCAGCUCGUUCGGGGGCAAGAUUGCCUUGGGAAGCUACCUAGAGGAUAACCACAACUACAUACAAAUUAUAGAUACCCAUUGGACACAACCCGACCCCGAUACGCCAGAUGCCGCCGCGGGGGAGAUUAAGCUCGACUAUGUGAAAACCGCAGAGGCCACCCAUUCAUAUCCAGUAACACGGAUACUCUGGGAGCCGCCGUCGUCGCAGAAGCAGUCUACCGAUCUGUUGGCCACGUCUGGCGAUCAUUUGCGGUUAUGGUCGCUGCCAACGGCGCAACCCGUACCAAGUUCCAACUCCAUUACGCGGUCGGCCAGCCAACACGCACCGACAGCGAAACUGUCGCCGCUGGCUUUGCUCUCCAAUUCCAAAUCCCCCGAGCAUACCGCUCCAAUCACCUCAUUGGACUGGAAUACGAUCUCGCCCAGUCUAAUCAUUACCUCGAGUAUCGACACCACCUGCACGAUCUGGGAUAUUCCCACCCUUACCGCUAAGACGCAGCUGAUUGCACAUGACAAAGAGGUAUACGAUGUUCGGUUCUGCGCGAAUAGCGUGGACGUCUUCGUCAGCUGUGGCGCUGAUGGUAGUGUGCGCAUGUUUGAUCUCCGCAGCCUAGAACAUAGCACUAUCAUCUACGAGCCCACGGAGAAGCAUGAGAAGGUCCCCACUCCGGGCAAUGGAAGUCCUUCUGGACAAGCCCAGCCCGUAUGGCCCCCGCCUCUACUACGCAUCGCUGCAUCACCCCAUGAUUCCCACCUUCUUGCCACCUUCUCGCAAGAUUCCAACAUCGUGCGGGUUCUAGACGUCCGACAGCCCGGACAGGCUCUUCUUGAACUGAAGGGCCACGGCUCCUCCAUCAACUGCGUUGAGUGGUCGCCCAAUCGCCGCGGGGUUCUGGCCUCUGGUGCGGACGAUUGCUUCGUACUUCUGUGGGACCUCAUCAACCAGCACAAUGCGGCUCCUGUGCCCCCCAUGCCUCCCGCCCCGCACAAUGCGGGCACGCCUGCGACACCCAGUGAGCGUGGCCCGGCCGCCGUAUGGCUCUGCGACAACGAAGUGUCGAACAUCAGCUGGUCGCCGCAGGGCGGUACCACCCCUGCCGGGCAUCCGCGCGACUGGCUUGGGGUCUGCGGUGGACGUGGAUUAUGGGGUGUGGCACUGUAGCGCCUUGGAGAAAAGCACCAUUAGACGACUUGUUGUUUCUUUUUCAACUUACACUACACCAUCGUCUCGCGUUGCUGUGUUUUAUUUUCUUUUCUUUUCUUUUCUUUUCUUUUUUUUUUUUUUUUUUU